AUGGCUUUCUCUUUGCUUUCUAAACUUUCAAUUUUGCCUUUGUUAUCUUUGUCUCUCUUUGCCUGUUCUUCAUUAGCUCAUGAUGAUUUUUCAAUAGUGGGGUAUUCUUCUGAACACCUCACUAGCAUUGACAAACUUGUCUAUCUUUUCUACAAGUGGAUCUCAAAACAUGGCAAAAUUUAUGAAAGUAUAGAAGAGAAGUUUCAGAGGUUUGAGAUAUUCAGAGAUAACUUAAAACACAUUGAUGAAACAAAUAAGAAAAUCAGUGAUUACUGGUUGGGGCUUAAUGAGUUUGCUGAUUUGAGCCAUGAAGAGUUUAAGAGCAAGUAUUUGGGACUCAAACACAAUAUUGGGUUUCAGCACAUGUAA
Cannabis sativa is the source of this 369-nucleotide messenger RNA. RefSeq names its product cysteine protease XCP1-like. The transcript has a single exon. NCBI's taxonomy places the organism in Eukaryota, Viridiplantae, Streptophyta, Magnoliopsida, Rosales, Cannabaceae. The coding region runs from base 1 to 369 and encodes 122 amino acids. The record is from RefSeq and is a predicted model, not a curated record.